Messenger RNA from Sebastes umbrosus (honeycomb rockfish), 6833 nucleotides. RefSeq names its product zinc finger and BTB domain containing 34 (gene zbtb34). Gene Ontology annotation, molecular function: RNA polymerase II cis-regulatory region sequence-specific DNA binding; DNA-binding transcription factor activity, RNA polymerase II-specific; protein binding. The record is from RefSeq and is a predicted model, not a curated record. Gene Ontology annotation, biological process: regulation of transcription by RNA polymerase II. Lineage: Eukaryota; Metazoa; Chordata; Actinopteri; Perciformes; Sebastidae. The transcript has 2 exons. Bases 192 to 1772 code for a protein of 526 amino acids.
AAAGGGAGGGGCUGCCGCAAAAACACACCACUGAUAGAAUGAAUGCAAAGAGCCAAAAGAAACACUUCCUGUUGAUGCAAAAAAAUUGCAGCAGCAAAACUGUCUGACACAUCUGGACUGGAGCUGGAGAAGAAGGGGGGGAGGCCUGGCUGUAGUGUUAGCGAGCUACUGAGGGGAAUGGACAACGUUUAAUGUUUAUCUGCAAGACGGCAGCCGACAAACUGGAGAAACAUAUCCAAGAAAUGGACGACGGCAGCUACAUCGAGUUCGAUGUGCCGGAGUUCAGUAACACUGUCCUGACCCAGCUCAAUGAGCUGCGGCUGCAAGGGAAGUUGUGUGACAUCAUUGUUCACAUUCAGGGUCAGCCAUUUCGAGCCCACAAGGCUGUGCUGGCAGCCAGUUCACCCUACUUUCGUGACCACUCGGCUCUCAGCACCAUGAGUGGCCUUUCCAUCUCGGUCAUCAAAAGCCCCGAGGUGUUCGAGCAGCUCCUUGCAUUCUGCUACACAGGUCACAUGGCCCUUCAGCUCAAGGAUAUUAUCAGUUUCCUCACCGCUGCUAGCUUUCUGCAGAUGCAGGCCAUCAUUGACAAGUGCACCCAAAUCCUGGAGAGCAUCCACUCCAAGAUCAGCCUCCCAGUUGGUGUCUGCAGCCCAGAGAAGGAUGACUCGCAGACAAGCGGCAAUGGGGUCAAUGACAGCAACCUCUUUGUAAACCCUACGCAGAUCUCCCCCCCUUACUACUCCCGGCAGGGUCAGGCAGGACACGAAGCGCGCUUUGAGCUGGCAGGAAAAGGCCUGGGCCGGGGGCGACAGCAGCAAGAGGAAGGCCAGUCGGACCGAGGCAGUAGUGAUAGUGUGUCAGAGCUUGAUGCUCCCAUAGAGGGCGAAACGGAGCAAGUGGAACUGAUCGGCAAAGACGGGCAAGUAACAGAUGUGCAUGUGAAGAUAGAGAAGACCGACAGGCCUACUUACUCUGAUAGUUCCUCAGCCGGCGAUGAUGGCUACCACACAGAGUUGGUAGACGGAGAACAGGUAUUGGCUGUUAGUGUGGGUUCUUAUGGUCCUGUCAUCCAGUCUGCUGCCUAUUCUUACUCAGGGCUGUCCUCCCCGUGCUUUGUUAACCUUAGCAACUCCAGUCCUUCCCGCUCCAUGCUCAGUGGCUACAGAGGUGGGCGAGCCAGGGCAAAGCGCCCCCUGGCCAUCCCCGCAGGAGUGCUGAGUCAUAUCAAACCAGGCUCUGAUGACAGCGAAUCAGCCGCGGGAGCCACAGGGUUAGAGAACGACGUGCGAGAGCGGAGCCUGCGGAGCCAGUGGUACCCCUACAAUGAGAGACUCAUUUGCAUCUACUGUGGAAAGACCUUCAAUCAGAAAGGGAGCCUGGAUCGCCACAUGCGCCUGCACAUGGGAAUCACCCCAUUCGUUUGUAAAUUCUGUGGCAAGAAGUACACAAGGAAAGACCAGCUGGAGUACCAUAUCCGUGGACACACAGACAACAAGCCCUUCCACUGUCAGAUCUGUGGCAAAUGCUUCCCAUUUCAGGGCACCCUUAACCAGCACCUGAGGAAGAAGCACAUGGGAGCAUCUGACGUCAGCAAUCAUAUAGACUCUCCAGAGACGACGGAGGGAAGCUCAGGUCAGAAGGACCAAGAGGAGACGUCUGAGGGGAUGGCCUUUGAGGCGCAAUAUGCAGAAGAGGCACCAGCCAAUGCUAUGGAGGAGAGUUCAAAAUGCAGUCCAGAGGAGGCUCAAGCAUCAAGAUGUGAUUUUUAGGUCCUGCUUCAGGUUAAGGAAGCUUUAAGAAAUGUUUAUCUUAACUCAACUUAAAGGACUUUUUUUCUUUUUGAAUCAGCUCCCUCUAUUAUAGACAUUUCUUGCGUCAAGGGUUUCUGUCAAUUUUGUGAAAGUUAGAUGUUGAAUGCAGAGAGCAAAUGGGUGCUUUAUAGAAAUUUGAUUCUUUCAAGCAAAGGGAGUAACAACUUACUAUUUUUGAGGAGGUCCUAAUAAUCAAGACCCCCCCAAAUUGAUUUUCUCUUUUUAUCUUUCCAUGUUUUUUAAAACAUAUUUACAGAGUUAUAUAGGCAUGUUGCAAUAAUUGAUAAUGUGAAAGCUCUGGUAAGAUGCUUGUCAUAUCACCUUUUUACCUGACCUGUUUUUGCACAUGUGGCCACAAGAGGUCACUUUACUCACAAGGAAUGAUUUUUCUGCCAGUGCAAAGCUUCGUGUGACAUAUCCGUUCAAUACCUCAUGAUGCAACUACAUACUCAUAACAGAUAGUAUUUUAACUUAAAUGAAACUCACCAGGUUCUACCUCAUAGCCAAGAACCUACCAGGCACAGACGUGUUCACCGUUUGAAAUCCGUUUUUAGGUUGUAUGUACAAUAUCUUAUAUUGCCAAACCCUGUAAAGAAUAUCCUCUCAACACAAAGCCUUGAUACUUAGGGGAAAUAUUCCUUGCUGAUUGUAUGGAUUAGGGACAUAGUCCUUGUCAAAUGUUUCAUGGUCAGCCAGGAUUAAGAAGGUGCUAUGUUAGGAGUACAUUAAAUUUGCUAGCUUUCUCGUGUGUUUGUUUUUGGCAGUUGCGGACAAUAGAGUAAGAAAAUGGCCCUGCAUAUUUUCAAGAUUUUGCUGUCUUAUAACGUUUGUUCGACACAACACUCUCAUCACUACUGGAGAUCUCUCUCUGUUGGUCAAGGCUUGGUUUUUAGAUGCUGUCAUCCAUGUAAUGGAUGAAUUACGUCCAUACAGUGAAGUCAUUUGUGUUCCUCUAUACUCUGACGGCAGACUUAUACUGAAUUAUUGUAUGUGUAAAUUGUUUUGUCCUGAGGUAGGCUUCUAGGUUUAAUACUCAGCGUUUGACAGAGACAUGAGUUCUUAUUGUCAACUCAGCACAGUAGGAACAGCUCUGUAUCUGUUCAUGUGAAUCAAUAUAGUAUACUAGUCUGAAUAAUAUGCAAACAGAAAGAACAAAGGAAUCUCAGCCAUUUUGACAUGGUUUUUCUUCCAUUAUUUGAAAGAGCUAUUGGUUUGUUUCCUUUUUUUUCUUUCUGUCCUACCUUUUUAUGAUGGGACGAUUAAUCUGUGAUCGUUGUUCUCUGCAUUGGUUGGGGUUAAAUGCAGUCUUGGAACAAGUUUUCCUCGUUUGUCAAUCCUAAUUCAUGGUGUUGACGUAGGUGCGGCACAGCUAGAUUAAGGCUAAGAGGUAAAUGUUGUUAGAGGUAGCUGGUGAUCCAAAGUAUUGAUGCACUUUGCAGAGUUUAGUGGGCGGGAUGGGUGUUGUCCCCAUUGAGAAAAUGUGCUAUUUUCUGUCUUAAUUCUGGUGCAGCAGUGUCAGAGUAGUGCUAGCUUCAGAACAACGAUUUUCCUCCAAGUAAACAUGUUGUGAACGUUGAUGAGACUCUGCAAUCACGUGAAUACUAUUGGCUACAAGUCAUGCCUAUGGCAACGCAUUUUAUCUAUACUGUUUGAACCCUGGGUAUCAUUGGGAUGGGGGUGUUGUUAGUAUAUAGGGACUUGGGUUUUACUUCCAUGGUGAUUUAAAGGAAUCUGCUUUCACAGUAAAUACAUAAAAGGCACUUAGAAGGCCUGAUUGGUUAUCCUGUCAUAUUUAGUGGAUUUAAAGCUCAGCUGGGUGCUAUCCUGCUUUCUUAUUUGCCAUCCAGCUGUUUUUGAAAAGCACCUGCUAUAUGCUUUGAUUUUGUCCCAGCUGGUCCAUGCUGAAUUUAUGUCAGUGACAUGGGUUUGAUUAUAUCCCAGUUUCCAUAUAAUUUUCUACUUUGUGUGCGUUUGGUGGGAGAAUAUUGUUGCUUAUAUCUAAUGUUAAGAGUGCAGUCCCUUUUUAUUCCACUGAAUGUGCGGUCAUUGUCUUCACUCGUUGACAGUCAAGAUAGCAAACCAAAACGUAGGGAAUUUGCAAAAAUCGGUAUAGCUAGCUUUUCGUUAUCUUUGUGUGCAAAGGUUUAUCACAAACACUUUUGGUCUUCACACCCACAGUCAACCUCUACAGUACUUUUUAGAUGAAUGUUUUCUAAGUCAAGUUUAUUUUUUGUUGGCCGCUGAUGUAGUGUGCAGGAUCGACAGCUGAUCUGACCUCAGUAAAAUCAGCCGCCGACUAAUUUGAAUCUGCCUAUGACGAUUCUUGCCCUUCACCUAGAAAAAAGGAGGAAAUGCAUACCUUCUUGUUAGUAAUGUUUUGUGAGUAAUAGGUACAAACUGCUCAAACAAUUUUGUGCCAAGAGUUCGCACCAAAGACUAAUAGGUGAUUUUUAACCGUACGUUUUGAGUGUAUUGCAUAAUUGAAUGCUCAUUUAGAAGAAUAGGUUCUUCAUUUGACGUAGGAGUAGUUUAUUUGCAAGGAAUGUACAUUUCCCAGCUUAUAACAAUCACUUGUGUAAAAUUUGAACAAUUUGCGAAGAAGACAUUAAGCAGCGAAGUCAUAAAUAACAUAAUAUAUUAAGCCAUACAAAAGCUGACAAUAUAAAAGUUGUGCAAUAGGUAUUGUAAUUGUUUAAAAGCCAAUGUAAACAAAAGAGAGAAUACUUCACAAAAAGUGGCAUCUUGAACUUAGUGCCUUGCCACAAGCUUUACAUUUUCGAUUCUGGCACUUAGAUUCCUGUGCCUCUUUCAUUUUGUAAUGGAUUGAAUAGAGAGAUUAUGAUAGAAUAUGGCCACAUCCUUUAUUGUAAAGUGGUACCAAGAAUGAAUAGAAAUUAAUUCUUGUCCAUUUUGUAGUUUUUGCAGCUCCAGUCCUGUGCCCUCGCUUUUUAUAAUUUGAUCUGGGAUUUUUUUGUCAUGGAAUGGACAACUGAUUUUAAGGUUUAGCUGAUUUUGUAGCAAUUGAUUACAAUCAAAUGAGGCAGACUUGUUCCCCGCAAGCCAUCGCCCUGUGUUCAGAGACUAUACUGUAUCCCUCCUCUCCAACCACUGAGGACAAUCUUAACAAUGUACCGUAGUUUUAGGCAUUUAAAUGAAGGAAGGAGAUGCAUGAGAAACACAAAUCUACUUCCUCUCUGGAGCAUCUGGCAAGGGAACAGCUGCUUGGGUAUUUAGCAGAUAAUAAACUGAAUAUUUGUGGAGAAAAAAAACCCUUACCCUCAUAUACUGUAGCUGAAUUGCACGUUGCUCAACCUCAAAAAUUGUAUGAAAUUGCCAAUGGAUAAUUUCGUAACUUGAUUUUUUUUUUUGUGUUUGUGUCAUCGAUUGUGCACUUACAGUUUUUUGUUGAUAGUAAAUACCAAUUCCAUCCGGGAAGUCUAGUUUAUCUCUGUAGUUACCCUUAAGGGACUCAGCUAUAACGGCCUCAAUCACUUCGGAAGGGACCUUUUCCCCUUGAAUGGUGCUUUUAGACUAGUCCGAUUCUUCUUUUUAUUUAUCAAACGAGUCCAUGUAAAUCAUCAUAGGUGAAUGGAGGGGAAAUUGUUAAAAUGCUUUUUCAUGAACUAUAGUUACUUUUGUGACACACAACCAACUGAACUUGACACACACACUCGAAUCGACUCUUAGUUCCACACCUCUGAGAGGAACAGGAGAUGCAUUAUGGGCCACAAGUAAUCAAAAGGAAGUGUUUACAGGGAAAGGCUGUCAGACUACUUUUUGAAAUUGCAGCUCGUCCUAUUCUUUUUAUAAUAAACUCACUUCAGGUAGUUUACAAACACUGAUACAGGCUUAGAAAAAAAUCUUAAGUCUUCCAUAGCUUUUCUGUCAGUUUCUGUCCACUGUGUAUUAUAAGAAAAAAGCAAUAACCUUUUUAAAAGCGGUGUAUUGGGAUCAUCAAGCCUAUUGAAAUAUUGGCCUGUCAUAUAUCAAACAAAGUGAAUGUCAGGGAGCUGUUGAAUUGAAGUCGGACCAGGACAAUUUGAUAUUGAUUUUAUUUUUUAUAUAUUUUCUGAAACUUUGGACAGGUUGACUUUCCUUUUCAGAAAAAUAUAUAUAUAAAUGAAAAAGUGGUGUUGCUUGCUGGCGUUCUAAAUGCUCAUCGAAAUCCAGUGGUAGUCGGUAAACUGCAACACAAGGACUGAGCGUGUAGUUCAGUCAUCAAACUCAGUGGCACUGUUCAGACAGAGUUGCACCUCCAGCUGUGUCAAACUAUGAAAGGGAUUUUGGGCUGUAAAAGCCACUGUUUGGGAGCGGGCUAUCUGUUGUCAUGUUGAGGUUCGGUGGUCUCCUUUGGCUCCUCAGGCACCGAGACUGUAGUUGUGGUUGUUCAGGACAAAGGGGACAUUUUUAGUCAAGCUAUUGUUCCUUUUACAACUCCCUAAACUCUGCACUAUAACGUCUCUGGCUCAUAUGUAUUUGGUGACAAGGCAAAAAACAAACUUAGAACUCAGGGUAUAUAGUGUUAAAAGUGGUCUCAUUGGACAUACUACUUAUGUCCAUAGUAUAAUCGUGCACUUCUCUUCAGGUGGGGAAACAAGUCCUCAGUCAGUGGUUCCCAAACAUUCUGCCUCAAGGUCUCAAUGAGCCCAUAUUUUCCACAGAGCUGAAGCUUGUGUGAGCGCUGGAGACCACGAACCGAACCAUGACAGUAAAAAAUGCCCCAAACUCCUGUUUUGUCCACUCUACACACAACCUCACAACCCAACUGUGAACCUCAGAACUCUACUGUUUUGUACAACUAUGAAGUAAAUGAAGCUAGCUAGAGCUGAUGUUGUAUCUAUUGCCAUUUAUGAAUUUAUUUUAUAGCAUGAAAUAAAAUAUAUUUAUUCAAAUUAUAUAUUUUACUCAUAAUCAUUCUGUGCUGCUUCGUUUUGGUUCUUAAGCUUGUAAAUUGCUUUUUUAUGAUAUAAAAAAUGUCAAUAGAAUAAUGCGUUUGUAAAAUAAAGACGCUCAUUUGGC